Molecule: messenger RNA, 1263 nt
Organism: Gastrolobium bilobum
Lineage: Eukaryota; Viridiplantae; Streptophyta; Magnoliopsida; Fabales; Fabaceae
Exons: 13
Coding region: 1-1263 (420 amino acids)
Source: RefSeq, a predicted model, not a curated record
AUGGCGCCACCUUCGUUGGCUCUGCAUUUGAAUUUGAAGUUGAGGAGUCAACUCCAAACCAACAAGGUCGCGGAGCUGCCGGAGAAGACUCGUAACUCGAGAGUGUUAGUCCUCGGCGGAACGGGUCGGGUCGGAGGAUUCACCGCCAUUGCCCUCUCCAACCUCUGUCCCGACCUUCGAAUCGUCGUCGCCGGCCGAAACAGAGAAAAAGGUGAAGCUAUGGUUGCAAAACUUGGCGGCAAUUCAGGUUUUGCUCAUGUUGACAUCGACGACGUCAAUUCUCUGGAAACUGCAUUGAAAAGUGUGGAUCUUGUAGUUCAUGCCGCUGGACCUUUCCAACAGGCAGAAAGGUGCAUUGUUCUUGAAGCUGCCAUAAAUACCAAGACUGCAUAUCUUGAUGUUUGUGAUGACACAACCUAUGCAUGGCGUGCAAAAUCCUUAAUGAGUAGGGCGUUAGAUGCAAAUGUUCCAGCUAUAAUAACCGGAGGAAUAUGCCCUGGAGUGAUCAUGGCAGCAGAGCUAGUCCGUGCUGCAGAAAGUGAAAAUAAAGAUAAGCCAGAGAGGCUAAGGUUCUACUACUACAUAGCUGGAACUGGUGGUAAUGGUCCAACAACAUUAGCUGCAAGCUUCUUGCUGUUGGGAGAGGAAGUAGUUGCAUAUAACAAAGGAGAAAAGAUCAAACUGAAGCCAUAUAGUGGAAUGCUCAACGUUGACUUUGGAAAAGGGAUUGGCAAAAGAGAUGUUUAUCUAUUGAAUUUACCAGAGGUUAGAAGUGCUCAUGAGAUUCUUGGAGUGCCAACUGUAAGUGCUCGAUUUGGAACAGCUCCAUUUUUCUGGAAUUGGGGAAUGGAAGCUAUGACAAAACUUCUUCCUUCGGAAUUUCUAAGAGACAGAAAUAGAGUCGGAAGGCUGGUUGAGUUGUUUGAUCCUGUUGUUCGAGCAAUUGAUGGGAUUGCUGGAGAAUGUGUAUCAAUGAGGGUUGAAUUGGAGUGUUCAAGUGGCCGCAACACCGUUGGCAUAUUAAGUCAUAGGAGACUUUCGGUAUGUGUAGGAAUUGCAACGGCUGCAUUUGCACUUGCAAUUCUUGAAGGAAGCACGCAGCCUGGGGUUUGGUUUCCUGAAGAGCCUGAAGGACUUCCAAUUGAAGCAAGAGAAGUUCUUCUCAUGCGUGUUAGGCAGGGAACGAUUAACUUUGUAAUGAACAGGUCACCAUGGAUGAUUGAAACAGAUCCAAAAGAGCUUGGAUUAGGAAUAUAUGUAUGA